CGAUUUCAAAGUCAAACAGCAACAACAAGGACAUAAUGCGCAGCCAACAGCUGCGAAGCGCGGAGAGCAAAGCCGAGCAAGGCAGAGGCAGAGCAGGAACUCCAACGGUAAACGGGACAAGACACGACGAGCUCAGGCAGCUGGCAGCGACGCGGCGGCGACAGGACAACGCCAACGCUAUCCUUGUUGAGAGUUUCGCAAUAUAUUUUUAUUGCAGCAGUCUCAACGAAAGCGUCGAAGCAACCGAAUCGCAUCGAAAUCGAACACCCGACAAAUCGGCGUCUGCUUCCUCCCAGCUCUAGUGAAUAUACAUAUUUCCAGCAACAACCCACCUAAACUAAACUACAACUAUAAAACUAAAGCCAAACUCAACUAAGUAAACGAACUAAACUAAACUUGAAGCCAGAAGCUGUUACAACUUUUACCAUUUCUCGCUUGAAACUAAACUCUGAACAGGAAUAUAAUUAGAAUAAACACAACCAAGUGAGCAAAAUGAACGACAGUCGACGCAACACGGCCACGGAAUUCAGUUACAUUUUGCAGCGUCAGGGCAGCGAUGUGUCGGUUGCCGAGGCUUAUGCAUUCGAUGACUUCAACAAUUUAAUGAAGAACAACCAUCAGACACAUCAGCAACAGGGCCAGCCGCAACAGCAUCAGAAUCCACAUCAGCAACAGCAACAACAACAGCAGCAGCAGCAGCAACAACAGCAACAACCGCAUCAGCAGGAUGCUGUCCUGGGAGAGGCAUUGUCCUCACUCCCCCAGGCCUCGUUCAACUACAUAAACUCCAUCGUGGGCAGCGGCGUCAUUGGCAUACCCUACGCCCUCCACCGCGCCGGAUUCGGUCUCGGUUUGGCCCUUCUCAUCCUGGUGGCCUACAUCACCGACUACUCGCUCAUCCUCAUGGUCAGGUGCGGCCACAUUUGCGGUCGGUUCAGCUAUCCGGGCAUCAUGGAGGCCGCGUACGGCAAGUACGGCUACUAUCUGCUCUCCCUCCUCCAGUUCAUGUAUCCCUUCCUGGCCAUGAUAUCCUACAAUGUUGUGGUGGGUGAUACGCUGUCCAAGGUCCUUGUUAGGUUCUUCCCCUCCUGGGGCGGUUCGAUGGGCGCUGUUCGGCUGGGUGUGGUCUUCUUUGUGAAUGUGGGCGUGGUCAUGCCCCUAUGCCUCUACAAGAACGUCUCCCGGUUGGCCCGGGCCAGUUUCAUUAGCCUGGCCUGUGUGGUCUUUAUUUUGUUUGCGGUCAUCAUAAAGCUCAUGUCCGGCGAUUAUAAAGUCACGGAUACGGCGGAAUCGUGGCGCUUUGCUAACUCCGACCUCAUCCCUGCCACGGGCAUCAUGGUCUUCGCUUUCAUGUGCCAUCACAAUACCUUCCUCGUCUAUCAAUCGAUGCGCGAAGCGACCAUGGAGCGAUGGGAGAAGGUCACCCACAUUUCGAUUGGAUUCGCCUGGACGGUGGCGGCCCUCUUCGGCAUCGCCGGCUACUCCACCUUCCGCGCCCUCUCCCAAGGAGACCUUUUGGAAAACUAUUGCUGGGAUGACGACCUGAUGAACUUCUCUCGUGUCCUUUUUUCCAUCUCCAUACUACUGACCUUCCCCAUCGAAUGCUUCGUCUCCCGAGAGAUUGUACGCGCCCUCGUCCAUCGUUUCGUGCUGAAGGAGCCCAUCAGCGAGUUCACCCAGGACAAGGACCCCAGCCUGGAGAAGGGAGCCGAGAUCGAUGAGUACUCGAAAGCCAUUACCAUGGCCAUCGUGUUCAGCGCGUUCAUCAUUUCACCCAUGACCGACUGCCUUGGUUCGGUGUUGGAGCUAAACGGUCUCCUGGCCGCCAUCCCACUGGCCUACAUCCUACCCGGCCUGGCCUACAUCCAGAUGGAGCCGCACGCCCUCCUCAGCCGGGAGAAGCUGCCCGCCCUGGGCCUGGUGGUAUUCGGCGCUUUGGUAACCAUACUGGGGGCGGCGGUGCUGCUGCCCGGACUGAUGGGCGGGGACUGCCGGGCGGACAUUGUGAUGGGCUACUGCCGGCAGGAGUUCCAGAAUGCCACAGCCUCGAAUUAAAUCCUGGACGUUGGCAGACAGGGAGGAACAUGGAGCCAAAACCCAGCGUUUUGGGUUGCGGGUUGGGUUCAACAUGAUUCGUUUACGUUUAGAAUAUUUUCGGUUGGAUUUUCGGUUAGGAAAAAAUUCGGUUAAGAGCUGCACCAAAUCGCAUCGAAAGAAACUUGUACCUGAGUCCCAGACGUUCAAAGUAUCUGCGUAAGUAAGUUGUAGGGAAAAGUGUGUGUGAUACGGGCGAACCUCAGUACAAAGGCCAGGCGGAUUCUCUCCAUGAUCGAGUCAGCAAGCAUAUAUGCACUAGAUUGUUGAGUUUCGGUUUUUUUUUGGACAUACUCACCCACUAUUAUCAUGUAGUAUCCAUUGUUAAUUGUUGUCCAGCCCAAAAUGUUGCCGUAGUGAAAGUUCCUCGAUAGAUGUACUUUGAUGCCAUUUGAUGCACUAAUGAAAUGAAAAUGAAAUCGGAAAAUGAAACAAACCAAAUACCAAAUAUCUUAGAACCUAGAUGUUAUCCGUAGCUUUAGCGUAGUCUGAAACUAUUUGGGCACCAAUAUACACAGAAAUGCAAUCCUUAGAAAACCAAAAAUACCAACCAACUCCCCAUGUUGAGAGGCAAAUCAAAAGCGAACAAGUAUUAUACGAAACAACUAUUUAUAACUAUGUAUUGUAUCUGUAUCUGUAUAUCAUCAUAUUAUCAAAGUCAUGUUUCAGCGUUUUAUAUGUAUAUGUAUACAAAAAUAAGUAAAUAGUUGCUUAGCUCGGGCGAAACAUCAAAUCGAAUUGAAAUCAAAUAACAAAAAUGAAAACGAAACCCCUUUCCAUGAACACAUCGAUUUCUGACAACAGUUUUGAGUUGUUAAUGGCACUGAACUCUAUAUACUUUAAAUUGCUUAUAUAUACAACAUCCAGAAGACAGAAUACACACACAUAAGUAUUUAUACAUAUUUAUACACAAAGGAUAUAUUUUUGUACAACUCUUGAUUUAUAGUGCACGAUAUUAUGUAAAUACAUGUGUAUGCAUUUUUGGAUGUGAUUAAAGUUUAUACACAAAUAAACUGGAAGCUCUCACUUGUUACUUCCUCCUCGGGCCGAAGGACGCAAUGCUGAUGACCCAUCUAACUCUAUUCUCUAAGAGCUUAAACACACAUAUCAUAUGGCCAGAAGACACAAAGCGGGACAAACACAACCAAGGGAUUUUCUAUAGAUACUUUUUACAAGAACUUACCAACUUACCAACUGACCCUAUCGCUUAUACACGAACGAAAUCGGUUAACCAAUUUCUACAGACUAGACUUCUUGUAUAUACACUCUAUAGGGCUCUGCUUAUCAGAUCGAUCAGAACGAUGUUACCCAUCUUCUCAUUCGCCGAUUUAAUCUAAAUGUCUCUGUUUUCUAUCUACAUAUAUAAUAUAUAUAUAAUUACAUAUUAAAGUUGUAGGGAUUUGAUUAGGGAACUGUUGAAUUGGAAUUAUUAUUAUUAUUGUAUUGUGCAUGUAGAGAAAAAUAUAUUAAAAAUACAACCACAUAUUAAUGGUUUAGAUUGGAUGCGAGCGGCAGAUGGUAGUAGGAACUUUUCAUUUCCAGUGCAGAGAUAACCAAAUUAAAUUUCAUUCCAAUAGGAACAUAUGUCUAGAUAAGCAUAUGCAAUACCAAAAGCAAAACAACCAAAAAUCAAAUAAAAUAAAGAAUGUAUUUUAGAAAUAUGAAAAGCAAAACACUGCGGUUUUCCUGCACAAGAGCCUUAUCGUCUUGGAGACCGCGACCGGGGUUCCGUUUUAGAAAUUUUGCGGUGACUUUAAAAAGAUAAUAUUUUUAGACUAGAAAC
Drosophila ananassae is the source of this 3877-nucleotide messenger RNA. Its product is annotated as putative sodium-coupled neutral amino acid transporter 11. Lineage: Eukaryota; Metazoa; Arthropoda; Insecta; Diptera; Drosophilidae. Gene Ontology annotation, biological process: amino acid transmembrane transport. The transcript is spliced from 11 exons. The record is from RefSeq and is a predicted model, not a curated record. Bases 493 to 2055 code for a protein of 520 amino acids. Gene Ontology annotation, molecular function: amino acid transmembrane transporter activity.